Messenger RNA from Diorhabda sublineata, 1512 nucleotides. RefSeq lists its product as uncharacterized. The coding region runs from base 1 to 1512 and encodes 503 amino acids. The record is from RefSeq and is a predicted model, not a curated record. The transcript has 8 exons. Lineage: Eukaryota; Metazoa; Arthropoda; Insecta; Coleoptera; Chrysomelidae.
AUGCCGGGGCUACCAGAACAAAUAUAUUGCGCAGAACAAAUUUCGAUACCUCCAGCUUUUCCUUAUUUAUUGAGACAAUAUGCCAAAGCGGCUAUUAGGAGUCAACCAACAGAUUUGUUACAAUGGUCAACGGCAUACUUUCGGUGCUUGUCUUUGAAUAUUCCGCCUCCUGUGAAACCACGUCUGGAAUAUCCAAUCCCAAGAGAUCACUAUGGUAUAACACCUGGAUGGUUGAAAGCUCUCCUUUAUCAACUUUCCAGUAACAAAACUAUUAAUUUUAAAAUAUUAUGGGAUAGAUGGAUUGGUGCUUGUUUAUCUCAUCACACUCUAAUACAGAUAUUGUGCUUAGGAGGGUUUGAUAACCCUAAAGAAAUACCUUGGCUGAGAUUUAUAGGACUUUGUGCAGCUCAUUUGACGGAUGAUUUAACUAGUUCUAUGAAAUUAAUUUGUGAAAUAAUGACUGAUGAACCUGAAGGUGGAUCAGCUAUGAUACCAUUAGCAACAUUUAUGGAUUUAUACACUUUCUUAGCCAAGAUUGAUGCCUCCAAAGGUCAAAUGUUGAAAAAUAUCUAUUUCACCGAUUCUCUUCUGAGUUUAUAUAGAGAAAUUUCUGAAAAAGAGGUUAAAGAAGAAGUAAAAGAGGAAGUGGUGUUAGAAGAAGAAAGUGAGAAGAGUCAGCUGUCUGAAAAAUCUGAAUCAGAGGAAGUGGAAAAAGAGAUGAGCAAAGAAGAAAUAUCGUGUCCAAGUCUAGUAGGAGACGAUCAGUAUUCCGUAGAUUAUUACAUCGAUCAUGUGGCUGUUGAAGAAGAGCACGAUGAAGCCGAAGAAGCUUCGACUGGGGCAAUUGAGCUUCCUGCAUAUUUAAAAGAGCCUUCAGGAGGAGAAAUGGGAGAAGUUGACGAUAUGUCGCCGGAAUUAAUGUACGCUCAAAGAAUGUUCGAAAUGGAAGGAGAAGGUGAAUUUCAAGGAGAUGCUCUGUAUGAUAUUAUCGCUGGUAAGGAUGUGAAAGCCAAAUUAGAAGGAAGUGAGGAACCUUGUCCUCAAGAAUCUGUUGAUACUAUAAUCGAAGAACCGAGAAAAAUUGUACCAUAUGAUUUUGAAGAUGAAAAAACGUUGCUAGAAGAUUUGGAACGACUUAAAGCACUACAACAAGAAAUUCCUGGUGAAGCUGAUGAAGAAAUUGAAAAAUUCAAGUGCAGACUUAUAGCUGAGAUGCCUCUUACUGAUUCUCAAAACUUGGCUAUUGAACAGUUCAAAGAAAAGGAAAUUGAAGAUAAACUUGAUGAAGUCGAAGCAGAAGAAGAAAAAAGUGAGGAGGAACAAGUGGAAAAGGAAGAUUAUGAAGAAAUUUGGGUAGAUAAAGUACCCGGUAUUGGUCCAGUUGUACCUGAUUCGUUAAUAAAUGCCGUUGAAGAAUAUAUGAAGGAUGUUGCCGCCAUUCAACACAAUAUGGUUAUGCCGCGAAACAUUAGACAUUAUAACUGCCCUCCGUUAGAACUUGUAGAAGCCUAA